This is a messenger RNA of Aspergillus niger, 480 nucleotides long. RefSeq lists its product as uncharacterized. NCBI's taxonomy places the organism in Eukaryota, Fungi, Ascomycota, Eurotiomycetes, Eurotiales, Aspergillaceae. The record is from RefSeq and is a predicted model, not a curated record. Bases 1 to 480 code for a protein of 159 amino acids. The transcript has a single exon.
AUGAAUACCUUUGGCUUACAUCAAGAUGGACCCUUUGGUGGGUUCGGCGGCAGUGCCUACGAUGCGAGGAACAAUGAACAGAAGGUCAAGCAUGUUAACGCCUGGAAAGCUCACUAUCAAGGCUACGAUGUCCUUGGUGCAAUUGAGUUUCAAUUCCAGAACGGCGAUUGGAGUGGUCGAAUUGGCGGCAAAGAUCCUAACAUCGGCUACGAACCAGAGUCAUAUGAAUUUGCAGAUGAUGAAACAAUAAAUCACAUGUGGGUCUAUGCUGGGGAAGAUGACGGCUUCGUCAACGGAUUUCAAUUCACAACAAACCGAAGAUCCGACCCUUUCAAAGUUGGUGGAACUGAGGGUAAAUUAACCGAAUUGGAAGACGAUGAACUUGGUGCAAAUGGCGAAUGGGCUGGAGCUACAGGCAGAGACAACAUCCACGGUGCUGAUGCCGUUGUGGACAACAUGAUUCUUUAUUUCAGGGAGUGA